Sesamum indicum (sesame) is the source of this 1250-nucleotide messenger RNA. Its product is annotated as caffeic acid 3-O-methyltransferase. The record is from RefSeq and is a predicted model, not a curated record. Gene Ontology annotation, molecular function: protein dimerization activity; O-methyltransferase activity. Lineage: Eukaryota; Viridiplantae; Streptophyta; Magnoliopsida; Lamiales; Pedaliaceae.
UACCCCCAUUGUCUUCCAUCUCAACACUCGUAUAAGCACAAAACAACUUUUGACUUAAUUUAAGCUGUUGCAAUGGAAAACUACAAGCAUGGGGAAGAUGAGGAAGCUGGUGUGCUGGCCUUGGCUGCUUGUGUCUCUCAUAUCUUCCCCAUGGCUUUGGACGCCGCCAUUCAACUUAAUCUAUUUGAGAUCAUCGCCAGGGCCGGCGGUGGCGCCCAACUCUCCCCUUCUGAAAUCGUGUCCCAACUUCCGACCAGCAACGACAGCACGACGGAGCAGCCGCCGUGCUUGAUAGCCUGCUCCGGCUGCUGGCCACCCACUCUUUGCUUACUUGUUCAUUGAGCAGACUUGAGAGUGGGGAAAUUGAAAGGCGUUAUGGACUUGCUCCGGCGGGGAAGUUCUUCGUCGGAGAUGAGAAUGGGGUGUCAUUUGCUCAGUAUCGGGCACUCACAAGCUGGGGUGAAAUGCAGUUCAGUUUAAAAGACGCAAUUCUUGAAGGAGACAAUUUAAUUAAAAGAACUCACGGGAAAUCUGACUAUGCAGUACUAUUGUCGAACCCAGAAACUACUAAGAUGUUAAACAACGCCAUGAGAGCCCAUUCCACUGUGCUCAUGAAAAAAGCUACCAAUGUAUAUGAUGGUUUUUCGAGUUUGGGUUCGAUAGUGGAUGUUGGUGGUGGUACGGGUACUGUUCUUGGUAUCAUCGUUGCAAAGUAUCCUUACAUCAAGGGCGUUAACUUUGAUCUACCAGAGGUUGUUCAAACUGCCCCCUCCUACCAUGGCAUAGAGCAUAUUGGUGGGGAUAUGUUUGUUGAAGUACCAAGAGGAGAUGCCAUCUUACUCAAGUUUAUUCUGCACAAUUGGAGUGAUGAGCAAUGCAUUAAGUUGCUAAAGAACUGCUAUAAAGCAUUAUCAAACAAGGGAAAGUUGAUUGUGAUGGAUUAUAUUUUUCCGGACAGCCCCCAAACUGAUUUUCAGGCAAAAUAUGCCUCUGCGAUGGACGUUAUCAUGUCAACGAAGUUGAAAGGGAAGGAAAGAACAAAGGAUGAGUUUAAAACCCUUGCAACAAAAGCCGGGUUCGUAGAAUUUAAGGUUGUUUGUUGCGUGUAUGGCAUGUGGAUAAUGGAGCUCGUUAAGUCUGUUUGAACUCAUAGUUGAACACAAUUAUUCUCCACAAAUGUAUGAAAUAAAGUGUGCUUAUCAAAUUAUGGUUUUGACCAUAAACAUUUGAUAUUAAUAAAUUUGAUUUUU